This is a messenger RNA of Penicillium subrubescens, 1041 nucleotides long. RefSeq names its product aldo/keto reductase. Lineage: Eukaryota; Fungi; Ascomycota; Eurotiomycetes; Eurotiales; Aspergillaceae. The record is from RefSeq and is a predicted model, not a curated record. The coding region runs from base 1 to 1041 and encodes 346 amino acids. The transcript is spliced from 2 exons.
AUGGCCUCUGCGUCUGUCACGCUCCCCACCACCCAGAAGGCCGAAAAUGCCCAUACUCCACCCAAAAUGCAAUACCAACGUCUGGGCAACAGCGGCCUCAGGGUCUCCCGCAUCAUUCUCGGGUGCAUGACUUACGGCAACCCCAAUUGGGAAGGGUCCCCGUGGGUGCUCGACGAGAAACAAUCGCUCCCGUUACUCAAAAAGGCCUACGACGUGGGAAUAAACACUUUCGAUACCGCAAACACGUAUUCAAAUGGAGAAUCUGAAAGAAUCCUAGGCAAAAUGUUGACCGAGUACAACAUCCCACGAAGCCGGGUGGUUAUCAUGACGAAAAUGUACUAUCCGGUGCUAGAAGACAAUCCGGACGCGAGGCCAAGUCCAGCUGUGAAUGACGGACCGCUGGUCAACCAGAUGGGUCUGAGUCGAAAGCAUAUCUUCGAUGCUGUUGAAGGGUCUCUGCGGAGACUGAAUACAGACUACAUUGAUGUUCUGCAACUGCAUCGGUUUGAUUCUGAGACUCCAUCUGAAGAAAUCAUGCGAGCACUGCAUGACCUGGUCCAAAUGGGCAAAGUUCGCUAUUUGGGGGCAUCGAGUAUGCACUGUUGGGAGUUUGCGCGCUUGCAGUAUAUCGCGAAAAUGAACGGCUGGACGCCAUUUGUUAGUAUGCAGGGUCUAUACAACCUCCUGUAUCGCGAGGAAGAGCGGGAGAUGAAUCCGUUCUGUCAAGCAGAGGGGAUUGGCUUAGUGCCUUGGAGUCCUCAGCGCGGGGGGAAUCAAGACCAAAAGACCAAGAGAUGGUUUGUUGGUGAUCAAAACGAGGGAAUUGUGAGCCGAGUGGAGGAAUUAGCUCGUCAGAAAGACUGUGCAAUGAGCUCGGUCGCGAUGGCCUGGUUGUUGCAGAAAGGGUGUUGUCCAAUCGUUGGAUUGAACAGUAUUGACAGAAUUGAGGCGUCACUCGAGUCGUUGGAGGUUGAAUUGACUAGGGAGGAUGUUGCCCUAUUGGAGGAAGCGUAUCGUCCAUUGACGGUCCAAGCAAUCUGA